Molecule: messenger RNA, 683 nt
Organism: Papaver somniferum (opium poppy)
Lineage: Eukaryota; Viridiplantae; Streptophyta; Magnoliopsida; Ranunculales; Papaveraceae
Product: glutaredoxin-C9-like
Exons: 1
Coding region: 87-593 (168 amino acids)
Source: RefSeq, a predicted model, not a curated record
UAUCUCCAAGGAAAACUCGAAUAAUACAGUGAAAAACCUUCAUCUCAUUUCAAGUAGCUAAGGGUGGGUCAGCAACAUUCAUCAAGAUGCAACAAGCACUUCCUUACAGGUCAUGGUUAACUGAAAAUACAUCAACAAGUCGCUCGACAUCCAUGAACGAGGGAUUGAAAUCAGGAAGACCAGCAGACGUGGUUGUCCAUCAUCCUAAAGCGUUAGAAGAAGCAACAAAAGAAAGAAAUAUUAAAAUUAAUAUGAAUAAGACGAUGGUAAAGAGUAUGGUAACGGAGAACGCGGUGAUCAUAUUUGGUAGACGUGGUUGUUGUAUGUCUCACGUGGUGAAACGUUUACUUCUAGCCUCCGGCGUUAAUCCGGCUAUUUAUGAGGUAGAUCGAGAAGAAGAUGAAGUUGUUCUCAUCCAUGAAUUGAGAGAAUUUGCCACCGAUGAGGAAAGUACUAGUAUUAAUAGGGGUGAUCAAUUCCCAGCAGUGUAUAUAGGAGGCCAUUUAUUUGGGGGAUUGGAGCAGCUCAUGGGUGCUCAUAUUUCAGGUGGAUUGAUACCCAUACUGAAGAAAGCAGGGGCCUUGUUGCUUUAGUUAGUUAAUAUUCCUUUCUCUUUUUGUCUAGUUUUCCAUAUUUGGCGAUCUUGUGGACGAUAGUUUGAAGAUUUUUGUGAUUGUUCCUGU